Messenger RNA from Zygosaccharomyces rouxii, 456 nucleotides. RefSeq names its product multiprotein-bridging factor 1 (gene MBF1). Gene Ontology annotation, molecular function: DNA binding. The record is from RefSeq and is a predicted model, not a curated record. Gene Ontology annotation, cellular component: nucleus. NCBI's taxonomy places the organism in Eukaryota, Fungi, Ascomycota, Saccharomycetes, Saccharomycetales, Saccharomycetaceae. Bases 1 to 456 code for a protein of 151 amino acids. The transcript has a single exon.
AUGUCUGAUUGGGAAUCAACUACUGUCAUCGGUCGUAGAGCUCGUGCUGGAGGUUCUGGUCCAAGAGCUAACGUAGCUCGUUCUCAAGGUCAAGUCAACGAAGCAAAAAGAAGCGGUCUAGUCCUUUCCGUUGACAAGAAAUACGGUACUACAAAUACUCGUGGUAACAGUGAAGGUCAAAGAUUGACAAAGGUGGAUAGAGAAACUGAUAUCGUCAAGCCAAAGAAACUAGACACCGAAGUUGGUAAAAUCAUUUCUCGUGCUCGUAACGAAAAGAAGCUAUCUCAAAAGGACUUAGCCACCAGAAUUAACGAAAAACCAACUGUUGUUAACGAUUACGAGGCUGCAAGAGCUAUCCCUAACCAGCAAGUGCUGUCAAAGAUCGAAAGAACCUUGGGUGUUAAGCUAAGGGGUAAGAACAUUGGUGAACCAUUGGGUGGACCAAAGAAGAAAUGA